AUGAAUGGUACUUUGUCACCAGACAGAGAAAUACCACCAGUUACUGCUACCACUGCUACUGUUGCUUCUGCUGCCACUAAUAGCCAGCCUGAAGACACGUCAGCUUUAGUGUCAGAAACCACGAAACUGUUGGAUAAUCAUAAAAAACAAGAUGUGGAAUCUCCAGUGGAUGUGUCGAUUGAGAAAGACCCACCGAAGAGUGCUGUAGCGGUGAAGCUUGUGAAAACAUUUACACCGCCGCGAGAAAAUGGCGAAAAUAUCGGUGAUUACGGGAUUAGUGAUAGCUCAGUGGUAAGUAAUGUUGCUGUUGAUGAUCGUGAACAGUGUUCGAUUAUGUAG
Molecule: messenger RNA, 339 nt
Organism: Gongylonema pulchrum
Lineage: Eukaryota; Metazoa; Nematoda; Chromadorea; Rhabditida; Gongylonematidae
Source: the annotation of a GenBank genome assembly